Messenger RNA from Seriola aureovittata, 1510 nucleotides. RefSeq names its product ribokinase (gene rbks). The coding region runs from base 51 to 989 and encodes 312 amino acids. NCBI's taxonomy places the organism in Eukaryota, Metazoa, Chordata, Actinopteri, Carangiformes, Carangidae. The transcript is spliced from 9 exons. The record is from RefSeq and is a predicted model, not a curated record. Gene Ontology annotation, biological process: D-ribose metabolic process. Gene Ontology annotation, molecular function: ribokinase activity.
UGUGGGUGUUCAGUGGUCCAUUCUGCAAGAGCAAAUUUGAAUUUCAGAUCAUGACCGAAGAGGCUUUUGAUGUGAUGGUGGUUGGCUCUUGUAUGACUGACUUGGUGAGCCAGGCACCAAGGCUACCCAAAGCAGGGGAAACCAUCCAUGGUCACAAGUUCUUCAUCGGCUUUGGAGGAAAAGGGGCCAACCAGUGCGUUCAGGCUGCCAGACUGGGAGCCAAAACCGCUAUGGUCUGCAAGGUUGGUAAAGACUUCUUUGGAGACAAUUACAUCCAGAAUUUCAAGGACAGCGGUGUACACACAGAUUUUGUAGGCCAGUCUUCUGACGCAGCCACAGGAGCUGCCUCCAUCAUUGUCAACGAUGCAGGUGAGAACGCCAUUGUGAUCGUGGCCGGUGCCAACAUGCUGCUGGGCAGUGAGGAGCUGCAGGAAGCUCUUCCAGCCAUCAGCCAUGCAAAAGUGCUGGUGUGCCAGCUGGAGAUCAGUUCGCAGACAUCCUUGCAGGCACUGCGCAUGGCUCAGGGGAACAAAGUAAAGACGAUAUUCAACCCGGCACCGGCCAUCCCUGACUUGGAUCCAGAUUUCUACAGAGCCUCUGAUGUGUUUUGCUGUAAUGAGUCUGAGGCUGAGCUGCUGACUGGUUCCUCCGUAGCUAAUGUGGAGGAAGCACAUUGGGCCAGUCAGGAGCUGCUGAAGCGAGGCUGUGGGUCGGUCAUCAUCACUUUGGGACCUCAAGGAUGUGUGGUGCUCAAGGCACAGGAGCUGACCCUAAAACAUGUUCCUGCCCCUCCUGUCACAGCAGUGGACACCACGGGUGCUGGAGACAGCUUUAUUGGAGCUCUGGCAUUUUAUAUGGCUCAUUAUCCCACAAUGCCUCUGGAGGAGAUGGCCCGCAGAGCCAAUCAGGUCGCAGGAGUGAGUGUGCAGGCUGUCGGCACACAGGCGUCUUUCCCCUUCAAGAAGGACCUAUCAGCUGAACUGUUCUGAGAGCAGCACAUCAGGGAGUAGACUCCAGUUUAAAUGGAUCAAAUCUGGGAUGGAUCUUAUUGAAUGUGAACACUGACUUCUGAAAUUAGCUGCCUCUGAGAAAUCUAAGAACAAUAUAAUGAUACUCAUAAGGUCUGUAAUUAUGUUAUUUUAAUAUAAAGCUGAACUUGACUUUGACUGUCAAUAUUACUUAUAUGAAUAGUGCCUUAGUGAUGACACAGCUAUUAACAACACACAAAUGUAUGUUUUUGUACAACCUUUUUUUUUAAAUCUCAAACACUUUAAUAACUGACAAACAUCUUCACACUUCAGCUUCUACGGCACAUAAUUGACUUAAUUUAUUGAAUUACCCCAAACAAAUCAAGUACAUUUACCCAGUUGGAAUAUUUAAAUAUUAUCAGUGAUACAUUCUGUAUAGAUCUGCUCAACAGCCUUAUAGUAUUAUUUCAUAACCUCACUUUUACACAUAAGCAGUACUUCCUUGUUGAAAGUGGUGGAAAUAAAGACUUUAUUGAAGCUCG